ACAGCACUCAAAUGCCUUUUAAUAAGUCUUAUAUGUAAACAAAACAAACGGUAUUAAUACGCAAUCAUUUUCCGGUUUUAUCUAAUACUUAAAACCAUUCCAGAAUAUUAUUUUCCCGGAAUGAACAGAAGAGAACAGUGAAAGCAUAUACUAUGAAAGGUGAAGAUGGAUGACUACAAGUAUUUGUUCAAGGUUGUGUUGAUUGGAGAAGCAGGGGUUGGAAAGACGUGUUUGGUCAGAAGGUUUACUCAGGGCUUGUUUCCACCUGGACAAGGGGCUACAAUUGGUGUGGACUUCAUGAUUAAAAGUGUGGAAGUUAAUGGAGAAAAAAUAAAGUUACAGAUCUGGGACACUGCUGGACAAGAAAGAUUUCGGUCCAUUACACAAAGUUACUACCAUUCAGCCAACGCUCUUAUCUUAGUGUAUGAUGUUUGUAGUCAACUUUCCUUUGACAAUAUUCCCCACUGGAUACAGGAAAUAGAAAAGUAUGCCAAUACAAAAGUGUUCAGCUAUCUAGUGGGAAAUAAAAUAGAUCAGAUAAACAGAAGAGAGAUUCCAUCACAUAUUGGAGAACAGUUUGCCAAACGCUAUGAGAUGAAAUUCAUUGAGACCUCUGCAAAAGAAGCAGAAAAUGUGGAUGCUUUGUUUUAUGACAUUGCCACAGAACUGACGAAGCAGGCUCAUCAGCAGGCAUUGGAAACUGACAAGGGGGUCAAUUUCAAGGCUCAUAACACCUCUACAAUCUCAAGCUGUUCAACCUGUCUCAGAUUCUAAGAAUGUACACAUCUUUGUUUUAGCUGAUGCACAUACUUUUCAAAUGACAAUUACAAUUUUUGCAAGGCUCUCAGAAUUAGAUGUCAGAACUGCAAUCAUGAAUGGAUCUGUGUUUAGGAGAUGACAUGUUUAAAGCUGAACACUGCUCGUAAAAGGCAUUGUCCGCCAUAUUUACCUUUCAUAGCUGCUAUCCCUAUAGAACCCCUAUAUAAGCUGCUGAUCUCUUAACAGUUCAAAGUAUUCUGAUCAGAGGUCUCACCUGUGUGGACGGAAAUCUUGCGUCACUGUGUCACUCUGCCGUGGUGAAAUUAUCAAAUUUUUAUGCACUUUUUCCAUUCCAGGAGAAUAAUAACUUCAAAUAAAGAGGUCAAUACAUUAUUUACGAACAAAAUAUGUACAUAAAACAAGAAAUAAAUGCACAAAAUCUAGGACCACGUAAGGAAUGCUACAUGUUGGCCACAAGUUUCAGGUGUGCAAUGGGUGUGAAAUCGAAGGGUUUAAAUAUACCGGUAACUGUGAUGGUGCCUAUUUAUGAGCAGUGUUCAGCUUUAAUAAUUCUAUUACUUGAAUUAUUUUAUGUGAUAUGAUUCAUGCUCCUAAGUUUUUUAAAUUGAUGCUUUAAAAAUAUAAAUUGUUACUUUACCUCCGUAUAUAAAAUAUAUGUGUUAACAUGUACAUCCAUAUCUUUUGCAGUGCAAAGGUAUUUAUAUGGAUUAUUGUCUUUCAUUUGUUGCCAUCAUUCUUGUCUGGUACAGCCAUUUAUUCUGUGUCAUCAUUUGAUAUGUGUUCAAUCAUUAUGUUAAUGGUAAGGAAUUUUUGAAGAACUGAAUAUAUAUAGAUUUUACUCUACCCCCAUCUCAUCACCCCCACCCCCCCCCCCCCACCCUUACACACACAC
This is a messenger RNA of Magallana angulata, 1672 nucleotides long. Its product is annotated as ras-related protein Rab-30-like. Gene Ontology annotation, molecular function: GTPase activity; GTP binding. The transcript has 5 exons. Gene Ontology annotation, cellular component: trans-Golgi network. The coding region runs from base 166 to 774 and encodes 202 amino acids. NCBI's taxonomy places the organism in Eukaryota, Metazoa, Mollusca, Bivalvia, Ostreida, Ostreidae. The record is from RefSeq and is a predicted model, not a curated record.